This is a messenger RNA of Aspergillus alliaceus, 1134 nucleotides long. Its product is annotated as phosducin family protein. Gene Ontology annotation, biological process: regulation of G protein-coupled receptor signaling pathway. The transcript is spliced from 4 exons. The coding region runs from base 225 to 1034 and encodes 269 amino acids. The record is from RefSeq and is a predicted model, not a curated record. NCBI's taxonomy places the organism in Eukaryota, Fungi, Ascomycota, Eurotiomycetes, Eurotiales, Aspergillaceae.
CGCAGUCGUCACUCUCACCGUUUUUCGUUGCUCAUUACCCAAUUUCUUCGCCAGGAAACCUAAAAGUGGGACGAAUAUUGGCGAAAUAGAGAAAGACAACUGAAAGAAAACAACACAGAGACAGGAAGAUCAAGGCGCAGCUCGACUCUAAUAAUAUCACUGCCCUCAUUAUCCUUGGCUCGUUUAAAAGCCUAUACCCCCCCUUCGGGUUCCCUCUUUUCACCAUGUCUUCUGCCCAAGACGAAUUCAAUCACCUAGUUCAGUCCAACCAAGAGAAGAUUUCUACGCAUCCUGAGGAUCGUGACAACUCAGACCGUGACUCCAAUCCUUCAGACGACGAACAAGACCAUCCACAGUUCUCCGAACCCGAGGACCACGAUCCCACUAUGAGAGCUCGCACAUCAACCUACCAUGUUCCGAAGACCGUCUUCGAUGCCAACACUGGUCCCAAGGGUGUCAUAGCCGAUGCUCAGGCCUUCGAGCGUGCGCGCCAAAGCUCCUUCCGCAAGACCUUGCUCGGUGACCCCGCCAAAUCCAUCGCUGAUGACUCUACCCUUCUACAUAAUACCACACCUCCGGACGGCUCUGCCAGCGAUGACGAUGAGUACUUCAUGCGCCAGUGGCGCGAGUCGCGCAUACAUGAAUUGAGAAAUCGGAACUUUCGGCGGCCUAGCCCACGACGGAAGAUGUAUGGGUCUGUCGAUACAGUUGAUGCGGUUGGGUAUCUUGAUGCCAUUGAAAAGGUCACAUCCGAUACGGUGGUGAUUGUUUGUAUCUAUGAUCCCGAGUCCAAAACUAGCGCGGUAGUAGAAGACUGCCUGGAAGGUGUUGCUCGCAGAAACCCAACUGUCCACUUUGUGAAGCUCCACUACGAAAUCGCAGAGAUGAACCAUAUCGAAGCUCCUGCGCUGGUAGCUUACAGAGACGGCGAUGUCUUCGAGACCAUCGUGGAAAUUGUCCGACAGAUCCCGAAAGGUCGUGAUUGUACCUCGCACACGCUUGAAGAUUUACUCAAACAAUACCGAGUGCUCUAGAUAUCCACCCAUUUUACUAGUACAUGCGUGAAAGUUACAGGUUGAAUAUGCGCCGGGCGUAUGACUUCCUAUUUUAGCAUUUCUGUCGUGCUUAAAAGAU